AUGAUCACCACAGCACGCGAUGGCGUCAUAUCAGCAAUUAACAGCACCUCAGCAACUGGUGAACUUAAUUGUUCGGUUGGAAACUACCGCAAUAAUUCCAGUCAUGAAUGUUACGAGGUAACUCGCGAGUUUUCGUGCUCCGAGGAUUCAGACUGUUCGGAAAUAAGAAACAACAGUCAUUGUUCAGAUAGCAAAUGCGAAUGCAACAGCGAGUACAUCGGUAUCCACAAUGAUACCGAAUGUGUAUUAAUCGAAAUAGAGAUGUUCUGCAAUUCGGAUGACAUCUGUCGAAAAUAUUUUGCAUACAGCAAAUGCUAUGAACACAGAUGCGAGUGUUUGGAAGAUUUUGAGAUUGAUGAUAGAAAGAUGGAAUGCAUGGCGCGUUACGAUAUGAAAGAACGCUGCUUAAGCGACGUGGAAUGCAUCCAGCGCCUGAACCACAGCUCCUGCUUCGAAAACCGAUGCACCUGUCUGCCAGACUACAUCUCCAAGAACAUCUCCAUUGGAAACGUCACAUAUGAGGACUGCGUUCUUAGGGCGACAUCUAACGACCUUGUAAAGUUCGAAAAUAAAAACUGCUCUGUGAUGAAUAACGAAACUGAACUUCUGUGGGACGAUAUUUUUGAGUGCAUAUGCGAAACCGGUUACAUCCCUGACUUUAACUCAAGUGAUGUGCCGAUAUGUGCUCCCAGGACUUUAUCACACAACGACAACUGCACGGAUACUUUGCAUUGCAACGCCACAAUAACGAACGCCAUCUGCCUGAACAACAAGUGCGUCUGUGACUUCAACCAUACACCUGUCAGCGACCAUCAGUGCAGAAAACGGCGUCUGUACGAUUACUGCCUCUCCGAAGAUGAAUGCACCAACAUACACAAUCACAGUCAGUGCGUUAAUGACACAUGUCUCUGCAAAAAAGGCUACCAAGCUAAUGAACUGUUGGAUUCCUGCGCGAGACGAAGAGUGGGCAUGUCCAGCUGUAAUCACGAUAGGGACUGCCACCGAGCUGUCAACAACAGCAUGUGUUCAGCUGCAAACAUAUGUCAGUGUCAGUUAGGAUACAAUUCAGUUGACGGUGGCACUGUUUGCAGGUCGGUUCGAAUAUUGGACAACUGCAGCAACGACGAGCAUUGCUAUAUAAGUGUUGGCAACAGUUUCUGUGGUGGAAACUUCACAUGUGCCUGUCUUCUUGGCUACGUUCCGGAUGAAUCAUUAACAAGAUGCCUUAAAUUAAAAAUCAACGACGGAUUUUGUGGGUCAGAUCUAGAAUGCUCUACUGCCGUCAACAACAGCAUCUGCCUCAGCGACACCUGCACGUGUGUUUCAGGUUACGCUGUUGGUCCAGAUCACGACGCUUGCAUCCGUCGGAAGUUGGGCGAUCAAAACUGCUCUACGAAGCCUGACUGCAGUGACGCCAUCUUGAACGGCAACUGCUCGCAAGAUGGCGUCUGCGUGUGCGACACAGGUCACUACUCAGUCGCGAACGAAUCGUACACCUGCACGCGACGAAUAUUGAACGACAACUCGACAUGUUCGGAAGACAUCGACUGCAGUUCUGUUAUUGACUACAGCGUUUGCGACAACAGCUCGAGAUGUCACUGUGUUCUGGGUUACAUCGGAUCCCUCAACAACAGCUACUGUCAGCCCAGAAUCCUCAAAGAUGUCUGCCAGAUAAAUGAAGACUGUAACACUACAAUCGAGAGCAGUUUAUGUCUCAAUGAGAAAUGUGCCUGCUUGUCUGGCUACACCAACGUCAGUGCAUCGUUCUGCAGGAAGAGGGUGGUCGGAGCUGACGACUGUAACGAGGACAGGGACUGCUACGAUGCCGUUCGUAACAGCAUCUGUGAGUCGGUCAGCAAGCAUUUUGUGUCGGAGCUUCAUUUCGCCGUUGGCAAUCCAAGGAGUAAUAGUAAGAUGGAAAGUAAUGACCGCCAAGACGGAGAUGAAAAUGGCGGCAGUAGUAGUAGUAACGACAGCGACUGUACCAGCAACAGCAGCGGUAGUAUUGGUGAUAGUAGUAGUAGCAUUAGUAGUAGUAAUAUUAACAAUAGCAGCAGUAGAAAUGCAAUCCUCAAAAUGAAAAGAUGUUUCUGUCAACUUGGACAUUAUGAAGAACAGAACGGAACAGUCUGCACCAGAAGAGUGAUAGGCGAUGGAUGCAAGGAGGACACGGAAUGCUACUACGCCGUCAGUCACUCCAUCUGCGACACCGUCCACAAGAACUGCACGUGCGACUACGACCACAUGGUCGAGUGGCCCGUGGUUACUAAGUGUGUCGACAGACCUGUCAUCGAGCAGUACAAACCUGACGAAGUUCUGAGAACAUUCCGGACGACCAUGCAGUGUGGCAGGGUCAACAGGUAUCACAAGUACUCACAACAGUGUGCCAGGACACGUGCAUGUGACGUUGGAUGGAAGUACAGAGGAAUGUAUGACAGACAGAUCAAUGAUUGCUUUCACAUAACCAUCCUCCUCAUGCCAGAGGCCAACGUAUACAAAGUGAGAUUGAACAGUUCCAUGAUAGUGGGCAGGUAUGAGUUGGUGCCUCUGAAGUUCAACAGUUUCACGUACACUUACAACAUCACGUCUGAUUCUUACUGGGAGAACAACUUGAGGAUUGGUUUCUACGGGGUGGAUAUGAUCUUGAGAGAUUGGGCGGGUAAGAUACCCGACGGCGUUCUCACCAGCAAAAAUUCAACGUACGUCAACAUCGCAAGUCGAUUUCUGUCGAGCAAGAUUUUGAACUUCAAGGCCAUCCCUGACGGAAUACAGACGGAGAUUGCAGUUCACUUUAAGUUGAGUGUGGAAACCUCCAUCACUGACAUGAACCUCCUCAAUGAAAUGCUGUUCAUCUACCUCAACAUUUCAGAAGGACAGGUGGGCCUCUCCAAGAUUUACACCACCAAGCCGUACCAUCUGAAUGUGCGCGUUGAAGAUUUCGAUGAGUGUGACAAUUCGCACUCAACGAAAGAGAAAAACUCGCUGCGAUACGAUUGUGACCUGAACGCCAUCUGCAUCAAACUCGACGGCUACUACAAGUGCGUCUGCAACAACAAGUUCACUGACGUUAACAUGGACGGCAGGACAUGUAAACAUAAAGACAACGUUCUCUUGCAGUUCGAAAUCAACAGGGUACCCUCUGAGUGA
Messenger RNA from Helobdella robusta, 3147 nucleotides. RefSeq lists its product as hypothetical. The record is from RefSeq and is a predicted model, not a curated record. Bases 1 to 3147 code for a protein of 1048 amino acids. The transcript is spliced from 10 exons. Gene Ontology annotation, molecular function: calcium ion binding. Lineage: Eukaryota; Metazoa; Annelida; Clitellata; Rhynchobdellida; Glossiphoniidae.